UCGGCAGCCAGCUGUCCAGUCGACCAUCGUGCACUAGCAGCAUCCUCUGGCUCUCAGCCCGCCUCUGCCUCUGCUGGAGGCUGCCCAAUAGACCACUCUUCCCUUUCCAAAUCUGAACUACCGCCAUCACACCCACAAGUUCCCUCGUCUUCAGGUCUCGCACAAUGUCCAAUCCAACAUGACCCCAACACCCUCGACUCGCGGAACCAAAUGCCCGUCCUCUCGCAAGCCCCCGCCGCCGCUCAAUCAACCUACCUCCCCACAGACCGCGAAACGUCGUCAAUACCACGCGACGAGGCAGGGAAGUGGGAGUACCCUUCGCCACAGCAGUUUUAUAAUGCGUUAGUGAGGAAGGGAUGGGAGACGCCGGAGGAACAUGUGGAGACGAUGGUGAACAUACAUAAUUUCUUGAAUGAGAUGGCAUGGGACGAAGUGAAGAGGUGGGAGAAGGAGGCGUGUCCAGAUGACAAGCUUCAGCUCGUGAGGUUCAAAGGCCGUCCAGGCGAGCUCUCACCGAAAGCACGUUUCUGGCUCUUCGCAGGCUGGCUUCUCCCCAUGCGUUUUAAUGACGAGCCACCCUUCGACCGUCACGAUUGGAUCGUCCGCCGAGCUUCAACAGGCGAAGAAGUCCGCUACGUUAUUGACUACUACAGCGCACCCCCACUCGCCGACGGCUCUCCCGUCUUUUCGCUCGACGUUCGUCCCGCUCUCGACAGUCUCAGUGGGAUCAGUAUGCGGAUCAAGGCUGCGACGCAGGAGGUGUGGCAAGGUGCGAGGCAGCAGCAGCAACAGCAGUAGAGGCCGUUGGUGGACCGUUUAUUUUCUCGCUUUAGAUGACAUCCAUAUCUGACACUACUUUACUCUUUGGAUUUACGCCAUAUGUGGCCGCUUUGGGCGGUUUUUGAUAGAUUCGGAAAAGUAUAGCCCAUUUCUUUGGAUAUUUAUCGCCUUAUAAUACAUGGUUCAUGGCUCUUCAAGUCAUUUUUAUUGC
Messenger RNA from Stereum hirsutum FP-91666 SS1, 991 nucleotides. Its product is annotated as cytochrome c and c1 heme-lyase. Gene Ontology annotation, molecular function: holocytochrome-c synthase activity. Lineage: Eukaryota; Fungi; Basidiomycota; Agaricomycetes; Russulales; Stereaceae. The transcript has 3 exons. Gene Ontology annotation, biological process: cytochrome c-heme linkage. The record is from RefSeq and is a predicted model, not a curated record. The coding region runs from base 211 to 798 and encodes 195 amino acids. Gene Ontology annotation, cellular component: mitochondrion.